Messenger RNA from Hyla sarda, 6873 nucleotides. It is a transcript of the gene LCLAT1, whose product is annotated as lysocardiolipin acyltransferase 1. Gene Ontology annotation, molecular function: acyltransferase activity. The record is from RefSeq and is a predicted model, not a curated record. The coding region runs from base 236 to 1363 and encodes 375 amino acids. Lineage: Eukaryota; Metazoa; Chordata; Amphibia; Anura; Hylidae. The transcript is spliced from 6 exons. Gene Ontology annotation, cellular component: endomembrane system.
UCCUCAUAUGGCCCUGGCACUGCCCCCCGCCCCCUCAGGCUCCCGACGUAAUAUAUCCUGCGACUUUGUGACGUCAUCUAACACAAGGGGUGGAGCGAGAGGAGGCCAGCUGGUUAACCAUUUCCUACCCGGUUCUGGUCCGUUGAUGGGGUCACCGCUGGGCUGCGGGAGGAGGCCAGGAGGGGGCACACCCGAGUGACGUACAGCCGGGCGUACCGGCCGCCCCACCAGAGCCAUGGUACCAUGGAGAGGUAUUUACUUUGUCUGCACUUUGUUUCUGGGAAGUUUUUUCGGGAGCAUUUUCAUGCUCGGCCCAUUUCUGCCUUUGAUGUUUGUGUCUCCGAGCUGGUAUCGGUGGCUGACUGAUCGGAUCGUGGCAACAUGGCUGACCCUCCCCGUGGCUUUGCUGGAGCUGGUAUUUGGCGCCAAAGUGGUUAUUACGGGAGAUGGAUUUAUUCCGGGGGAGAGGAGCGUUAUUAUCAUGAACCAUCGGACCAGGCUCGACUGGAUGUUUCUAUGGAAUUGCUUAUUAAGAUACAGUUACCUCAGGCUGGAAAAAAUCUGCCUCAAAUCCAGCCUUAAAGCCGUCCCGGGAUUUGGUUGGGCCAUGCAGGUCGCCGCCUUCAUUUUUAUUCGCAGGAAAUGGGAAGAAGAUAAGGCGCAUUUUGAAGCCAUGUUGGAUUAUUUUUGUGACAUUAAGGAACCACUUCAACUUCUGAUCUUUCCAGAGGGCACUGAUCUGACAGAGAAUACCAAAGCCCGCAGUCACGUGUUUGCAGAGAAGAACGCCCUUGAGAAGUAUGACUACGUCCUGCACCCGCGCACCACGGGCUUCACCUUCAUUGUCCAUCGUCUGAGAGAAGGUAACAACCUGGACGCCAUCCAUGACAUCACCGUGGCCUACCCUCACAACAUUCCUCAGACCGAGAAACACAUCCUCAAGGGGAACUUCCCCAAGGAGAUCCACUUCCAUGUCCGUAGGUAUCCCGUCAGCAGCCUGCCCACCUCUAAGGAAGACCUCCAGCUGUGGUGCCAGGAGCGCUGGAAGGAGAAGGAGGAGCGGCUGCGGACAUUCUACGAAGGAGACCGAUACUUCGACGUCACCAGGCGCAGCCGGAUCCCUCCCUGCAAAUCAGAACUCAGGGUGCACGUGAUAAAGUUUGCCUCGCUGCUGUACUGGACCUCCUUCACCCUCGUCUCCUUUUACCUAAUCUACCUGUACAGCAUGGUGCGGUGGUACGCCCUCGCCAUGAUUCUCAUCUUCGUCCUUCAGGAAAAGUACUUUGGGGGACUCGAGCUCAUCGAGCUGGAGUGCCACCGGCAUCACAGCGCCCGGCAAGCUGCGGCGGGCAAGCAAAAAUAACACCGGGCCGUCUAUUUAUGAUACUUUUUGUAUUGUCUACCAUAUUGUGCAUGUGAACCGGGUAACCUGAGGCGCUCCAAAAUGCUUUGCGUAUGUAGUUCACAGCACCUGGGAAGCCUCUGGUUACCCGCUCUUCAUGGAAAUUUUACAAUAAUCCCACCAUCAACAUGGUAAGGUAACAUUGGAGAGAGUCCGGAGGUCGGAAUACUUUGCCAAUUCUCUAAAUUCGGUAACGAGACAAUCUUCUUCAGAACCCUCCAUCCCUUAGGACCAUGUUUCAUAAUCAGAAUGCCUCCAACAGUUGCUAAACUACAACUUCCAACAUGUCCGGACAGCCAACGGCUGUCCGGGCAUGCAGGGAGUUGUAGUUUUGCAACAGCUGGAGGCACACUGGUUGGGAAACACUGCUCUGAGCAUUGUUUUUGGUCUCCCAUCCACUGCCCAGAACAUGAUACCUGCUGCUUAGCAUGCUGGGAGUUGAAGUUUUGCAGUAACACACUGUUUGGGAAACCCUACUCUGAGCAUUGCUCUUGGUCUCCCAUCCAUUGCCCAGACCACGACACCUGCUGCUUAGCACAUUGGGAGAUAGAAAACACUGCUCUAAGCAUUAUUGUUGGUCUCCCAUUCACUGCCCAGACCAUGAUACCUGCUGCUUAGCAUGCUGGGAGUUUACAUUUUGCAACAACUGGGGGCACACUGGUUAUGUAAACACUGCCUUAUCGGAGGUUCAGGACGAUUCCCCGUUUCCUCCACAGUGCUUAUCACUGCAGCUCUGCUUGUUCACAUUGCCUUUUGGUUUUCGGCUCAAGCUCAGCUUGAAAUUCUUGUUUCCGCUUGUCUUUCUUGAUUUUGAUAGUUCUAGUUCUCAAAAGAGCUAUUCAUUGUUGUCACUGGGGGUUCUGAAGAAGUUUCUGACCAGCACCAGGAGGGACUCUCUAGGGGCAAGACAUCUUCUUUCUGGGAACAGAUAGGAGUCCUCAAUCUGUCUGAAAGGUGGGGUUCCCAUAUAUAUAUAUAUAUAUCUCAAGGUAUCUUCACUACUGUAUUUUUAAAGGGGUACUCUGGCAAAAAACAUCUUAUUCCCUAUCCAAAGGAUAGGGGAUAAGAUGUCUGAUCGCAGGGGCCCCGCCGCUGGGGACCCCCAUGAUCUCCUGUGCGGCACCCCAGUCAUCCAUGCAUGGAGUGAACUCCGCUCCGUGCUGGAUGACUGACCGUUACGUACUAGCCGCCACGCCCCCUCUCAUGGACAUAAAUGGAAGGGGUGUGGCGUGACGUUACAAACACGGAAGCUCCAAGCUUCCAUGUUCCGGACACCGACGCUGCUGGCCUGGAGAUCGCGGGACCCCUGCAAUCAGACAUAUUAUCCCCUAUCCUUUGGAAUGGAGAUAAGAUGUUUUUCGCCGGUGUACCCCUUUAGGGUCUAUUCACACGUACAGUAUUCUGCACAGAUUUGAUGCGCAGGAUUUCAAUUCAUUCAGUUUACAUUGAAAUCUGCAGCAGAAAAUCCUGCGCAUCAAAUCUGCGUAGAAUUCUGUACGUGUGAAUAGACCCCUAAGGAACAUUUUACCCGUGUUCAUAGGAAAAAAAAUAGGAGAUAAAACACUUUCACAACAGUAAAAUAUACUGCAUCGCUGAAUGUACUCGAAGGGUUAAAGGGGUUACCCGGCGUUUUGCAAAAUUCAUAUCCUGUCGGGUGUGUGAAAUAAUAAUAAAAAAAAAAAAAAAAAAGCUAGACUUACCUAGCCCUGGUCCCCCACAGCUACCAAUCGUCUCCGUCCAGUCCCCUGAUCUUCUGUCUUCUUUCUGCUUCCAAGAUGAGCACUUUGUACAGGACCUGCUGGCUCAGCCAAUUACUGGCAGCGGGAGUGUCCCACCUCAGUCAGGGAUUGGCUGAGUCAGCAGGUCCUGCUCCAAGCACUCGUCUUGGAAGAAGACAGAAGAGCAGGGGGACUGGGGCUAGGAAAAUAUUACUUUUCUUUUCUAUAUAUUCCAGCAGGAUAUGAAUUUUCACCAAACACCUGAUAAAACCACCUGAACACUUUGUCCUUUUUUUUACCGGAUCUCCCAUAAAAUGCAGGAAUUGUGUUUUUACACGAAAGUUUUUUGCAUUGUGUGUUCAGUAGACAAUCAGUAGUUUUCUUUAUACUUUAUCUAUGUGUGUUUUGCGCCAUUGUUUACCUUCAAUAUUUAAUUAUUUUGUUUUAUUGUUUCAUUUAAUGAAGUCCUGCCAGAAAGAGGAGCAGUCGGUGAGCGGCAGAUAUAUGCCUAUUAUGAAUGUAUUCAGUUGCGUCCAUUAACAGAUCAUGCUGAGGGGUCCGACCUCUGGAAUCUCCUCGAAUGCUGAGAAGGAAGAGGUUAGAUCAGUGAUUCAACACUGUGUACCAUUGUAUGGUUGGCUAUAAAUAUAAGAUGAAUGAGCGCUCAGGCAACAGGUAUCUCUUAUGGAACCCCCCCCCCCCCCCCCCCAACACGCACGCUCAUACAGUCACCUCCCCAAACAUGCAUGUGUUCUCAAUUAGGAGAAAACCAUUACCAUACACCUCCAAUGGCAGCUUAUCUCCCUGAGGACAAAAGCAUCAGGCAGUUGCGUUGGUCACGAUAUCCAUUAGAUGGUUGGCUGACCACCAACACAACACCUAACCCACCCCCCUUCAUUUGGAGGUCUUUGAUGGUCCGAGAUUUUGUAUCCCCACGUAUAUCUUUGUGAUAUGUCAUCACUUUAUGAAGAUGGUACUGAUGCACUACUGUAAAUGCCCGUGUUUCAGAUAUGUCCUUUUUGUAUUCACCUGGAGGACUCCAACCUAAGCCAACUCAUUUCUGGACAAUCGGUGUCGUCGAAAAGCAGAAUAAAUUCAGUAAAAAUUAAACAGUUACCCAUGAUUAGAAGUCCUCUCCACAAACCCUUACGGUAGACUUGGUGUUUAAUCUAAAUAGCACAAUCAGAAACUAGAAUUGGUUGCUCUAUAAGUUAGUACAGUCCAUCUCUUAUAGACCCACAUUAAAGGGGUACUCCGCCCCUAGACAUCUUAUCCCCAGCGGUGGGACCCCCGCAAUCUCCCUGCUGCACUAGGCGUUCGUUUAGAGUGUCGGGUGCAGCACAGGAGGCUUUUGACGUCACAGCCACGCCCCCUAAAUGCAAGUCUAUGGGAGGGGGCAUGACAGCCCCGUCACACCCCCUCCCAUAGACUUGCAUUGAGGGGGCCUGGCCAUGAUGUCACGAGCGGGGCUUGACCAUGCCAUCACAAGCCUCCGCCCGCAUCGCUAGUCAUCCAGCAUGGAGGGAAGUUCGCUUCAUGCACCAGAUGUCUGGGGUGCCGCAGCCGAGAUCCUUUGGAUAGGGGAUAAGAUGUCUAGGGGCGGAGUACCCCUUUAUGUUACUAGACAUCAAAUGGAAUAAGGUGACCAACGUGAGAAAAGGGUCCAUUGCUUUGUAGAACUUCGAGACUGGCUUUAACCAAACCAUUAGCAUUGAUGUUAAGAAAUAGGACCUCACCAACCUUUCUGGUUCCUGGAAUAAACCUUCAACAAAAUAUGGCUGCCCUACUUUCUGCCCUACUGGUCAUGUUUUGUAAUCGAGCAUUGUUUCAGUGAGGGAAUCUUUUGGACCAUUGUCUUCUAGAUAUAGUCUUCCCUAGUCUACCGUAAAAAUGUUGAACUGGAAUCUGUACUUUCAUAGUCUUUCUGGCACAACAGGUCUCAUCAUGGGUCAAGCAGCCUCAAUUUUCCAGUCUUGUACAUCUCCUCCGUCCAAGCAGUGGCCCCGGACUCAUGUGUUGCCCAUCAUGGCAUCGGUGACCCAAGGUGUCUGGUCUUUGAUAUUGGAAUAUGAAUUUUGGAUAAGACCUGUAUUGACUCUGGAUCCUUUGUAUCCUUAUCGUUGAAAACAAUUCUCUAGUCUUUUGUAGCUCAUCACUCAUUUUCAGCUCUUACAAAGCCACCUUCAUGCUACAUGAUAUCCCAGGACUGGAUCACAAUCUGGAACCUUCUCAAGACCAGAACCAGAAGACUCAACACAGAGAAUCCAUUAUCUGUCCAAUAAACUGCUUUCCAUCUAAUCCCAUGAAUAAUAGAUAAGAAAAAAUCUUAUUGUACCUUGUGUAAAAGUCAGUCUGGUUUUUUGAGCAUUUGAAACAAUAUGAAUGACUUUUCAGGAAGAAUCGGAUAAGAUGAGAUAAAACGUUGUAACGUAUUGUGUUGCAAUUUAGUGCCUGUAUGAAAGUUUGAGGGUCCUUGCGGCGCACUAUAAUUUUUCGGACAUGUUGGGAAGAUAUUUUGGCAUGGACUUAACUCAAAGGGUGUUAUCCAGAACCUUUCACACUUGUCCUAUUUAGGAGGCGACCUAUUUCCUCUUCUUUUUUGGUUUUCAGGAAACCUUUUCGGAGAUAAAUCGAUGGUUUAUGACAUAUUUCCUUUCUACCUCUUAAAGUUUCUUUCCAACUUUUGGUGGAAAAUGUAUGAAGAUCUGCGUGAUGUUUAUGGAUCUUCUUCCUCGCUAUUAGAGGUUGUUACCAAUGAGGCCACAAUGUUCUUGUCAACUACAAUCUCACGAAUUUGGAAGUUAGAACAGAAACUUCUGUCCUGGACCAUGAUCAGGAAAAUCAGCUAUGAAAUCCUUAAAGGGGUACUCCACCCCUAGACACCCAGCAUUUGUUUAGAGCGUCGGGUGCAGCACCCGUGACGUCACAGCCAUGCUCGUUAUGUCAUGGCCAUGCUCCCUCAAUGCAAGUCUAGGGAGGAGGGGGUGUGACGGCCGUUACGCCCCCUCCCAUAGACUUGCAUUGAGGGGGCAUUAUAUAUAAAACAAUGUUGAUCAUUGGAGAACCUCAAUCUAUCGGGUAAAACCAAACCCUUACGUAAAAUAUGCACCAAAUCUGGAUUAGUUCUUGAGUGGAAAUUGCUGAAGGUGCAUACAAAAGCAAACUCCAAAAGCCAAAUCGGCCAAUUUUAGCAUAACUGGCCACUUUUGUUCUUCUUAUAACCUGCUGUUAGAGGUGUCUGGCAGCAACUUAUUCCCGUCUGCCCAUUGAGAACACAUGCACACUUGGCCCAACCGAGCACGUGCAUUUAGAGGAAGGCCUGAUGAUGGAACGUUUAACUUACAGCCUUUAAAAGUGUAUUGGGGUGGGGGGAGAGUUAACCCUUCGAUGAAGACUAUAAAGUGUAUGGGGGGGGGGGUUAACCCUUUAAUGAUGACUAUAUGACCUAGAUCAGUGUUCGCCAAACUAUGGGUGUUGCACGUAUGUUGCAAAACUACUAAGUUUGCCACCAGUGGAGGUCCACAGUUUAAGGGUACGUUCCCACACGGCGUAUACGCAGCGUAUUUGACGCUGCACAAAAUUUACGGCAGCAGCGGGAAAUACGCUGCGUAUUCCUCGCUCACUAUACACACAGGGCUUUCCGGCGGCAGCCCUAUGUGUGCAAUGAGUUUUGGAGGCAGAGCUGCACGUCACAGUCACGCCGGCACACGGCCCCGCCUCUAAAACUCACUACACGCGUAGGACUGCCACCGG